Molecule: messenger RNA, 3576 nt
Organism: Pieris macdunnoughi
Lineage: Eukaryota; Metazoa; Arthropoda; Insecta; Lepidoptera; Pieridae
Source: the annotation of a GenBank genome assembly
AUGUCGUAUUCCCCAGCCGAAUUCGAAGCGUUCCUGGGGUUAAAGCUUAGGCAGCGUUGGUUGGUUUAUUUGGUAUUGUUCAGAAGCACUGGGCAGCUUCGAAAUACGCUGAGCCGCGCUCGUGAGUUGUGCGAGCGAUGGCGCAGUGGAAGCAGCGCGCCUUCGCCGCCCACGCCCGCCCCGGACGACGAAGGCGGAGGGCGGCUGGCGCGAUGGUUCAGCGUACGACGUGGUUCUACACAUCAAUAUGAUAUGCACACACAUGAGACGGAUAAAAUGCCCAAGUUGCCAGAGCUCGAGGAGGAUAUGUUCUCCUGCGGGGGCGAACUCCGCGGCGGUCGGACACCACCACCUACCCUGGGUCCACCUCCGGAUUCCCUGACACCAGUGCAGCUCCGACGGCGUCACGUGGUAGCUGCUAUUAUACACAGCGAGAAUUCAUAUGUCGCCACACUUCAGAGACUUAUAAUUGACUACAAGAAACCCCUAGAGGAGAGCAGUCCAGCGAUUCUAAAUGGGAGCAAAAUACAGACACUCUUUCACCGGCUUCCGGAUAUCCUGCAAUGUCAUUUACACUUUCGCACCGCACUUGCCGACUGCGCGCGGACAUGGGACCGCGAUGAAAAGAUAGGCGAGGUCUUCUUAAACGCGUUCUCAAAGGCAGUAGUGCUUGAUGUAUAUUCGGACUUUAUAAACAACUUCUCCGUCGCAAUGGAGUUGGCAAAAAUGGAGUCGAAGAGGAAAUCUGCUCUGGCUGACUUCUUCAAAGUGAAGCAGAUCAGCGCACACGAUAGACUCUCCUUCUUUGGGCUUAUGGUGAAACCGGUGCAGCGGUUUCCGCAGUUCAUCAUGUUUUUACAGGAUCUCCUAAAACACACACCUCCUGGUCAUAUAGACCGUGUAUCACUACAACGUGCUUUGACGAGGCUUGAAGCGAUGGCCGACGCCCUCAAUGAGAGGAAACGGGAAGCUGAGAGGACUCAGGCGUUCCGCGGUGCCCUCCGUCGUUUGACUCGCGGCGGUGUAGGCGCAGGUGGCGCAGGAGGCGCGGCCAGAUUUGGCGCAGCCCGACUCCUCGCUUCGAGAGCCGAUAAGCGGCAUUUACUACGGCAGGACGAUCUCUUACAACUGGAAUUUAAUCAAUCAGGCACACUAACAAAAUGCAAGCCGCGUCGCUUGUUAUUACUAAACGAUCUGGUUGUUUGUGUGUCUGUGGGUGCUGGGGGAGAGGAGACGGAAAGACUUGGCCUCAAAUGGGCGCACCCUGUGCAGGACGUCGAAGUACUCGAUACAGGGACUUCGCCCACGCUCAGUCGAGUACUUGCUCAGGGUAUGAAUCGUAGUGGAAGUCUACGUUCCAACUCUAGUAGCGGCACCACCGCCGGCGACUCACUCUGCAAUGAGAUGUCGGCGUUGAUGCACGACUACGAGACCGUGUCGAGGAUGGCAGAUCUCGCUGCUUCACUGAAGACGCCGUAUGCUGAAGUGGCUCCAGAAAUGUUUAGGACUCUCUUGCAGAAUAUACAGCAGAGUAUACAGAAAAAAGAUGACGAAAUGGCCUGGGUGGAUUCCUGCUGCCUUCAGCUAACAAUCAGAGGUCGCGAAGAGCCAAUCACCUUCAGGGCUAACGAACCAGGGGCGAGACGGGCUUGGGCCACUGAAUUAAGGUUGGCCCAGCUUGCGCAGGCGCGGGCCAACGGUCCAGCUUGGAGAUUACCGGCCAGUACCACACCGCCUCAUAAGAUGCCAUUGUAUGUGACAGCUGCGCCUGUUUACUCAUCGAAUUCUCUGACUGAGGUGAAAUGCGGCUGCUUCUACUCGAGCACGGGCUGCAGUAAUGGUGGCACUCGUCGUCGCGCGAGGUCUCUUCUGUGGGUCUGCGCAGGCGGCGGAAGUGACAGUCACGUUUCCGUGCUGACCCAUCGGGCUGCUACGCUCAAAACGCUUGUUACGCUCGAUCUGCCAGAUAUUAGGGUAUCAUCAAUAGAAUACGCAAAAGGAGUGAGGCAAGUGACCACACUGUGCGGCGACACAGUCUGGCUCGGCACUGAGGACAAGAAAAUCAUCAUAUUCUCGGGCGUCGAACCCGAGAAGCAGGAGAAACUGAACGAGGUCCCCACUGUAGCGGCAGUCACGCAGAUCCGCUACCACUGCGAUUCAAUGUUCGUGGGUCUCUCAAAUGGAAGAAUAUCGGUGUUCAGAAGGAAUCACGACGACUCCUGGGCGUUGCAAGAACCGAUCGCAAUAGAGCUCGGAGACCAACCGGUUCACUGCAUUCUACCAGUCGAUGGCAUCAUCUACGCGACUUGCGCCAAACGGGUCUUCGCUAUCAACGCCUUGACCGCUGAAAUCAUGCGCAUCAUAGAACUCAAAGGCGAAGGAGAUCGUUCGGUCAAGUAUUUGGCACAUUCCGGAGUCGGUCUUUGGGCAGCUUUCUCAGAUUCCACGUACGUCAGCUUAUACCACACGGAGACUCUGGAACAUCUCCAGAAUAUAGACAUAGCCGCUGAUGUGGCCAAAACUAUCGGAGCAAGAGAAGGCAGCAAACCGGCUCACGUGUCUUCCCUUUUGGCGGUUCAAGGUCUCCUAUGGGUCGGAACCACCGCCGGAGUCAGCGUCACAGUGCCUCUGCCAAAACUAGAAGGUCUACCCUUAAUCGGAGGACACACCGCGGUCUCCUACCACGCCCACGCCGGCCCAGUUACAUUCCUUCUUGCACUAAACCCUGAUGCAAAAGACGUCGACGUCAACGUCGUCAGACGCAACCUGUCGAAUGCUCGCGCUCUAGCCGACACCGUUCACGAGUUCAAAGAAGAAGAGGAGAAGAAUAAACUCGAACGGCGUAUCUCCGAAGAAAUGAGCCCAUAUAGGCCGCAACGUGUCCAAUCUGCUGUGAUAAGAAGGAAGAAACCGGGCGACGUACGUCUAAGCAAAACUCUGCCAAAGUGCGCGAAUCUCAAUGCGUGUGAUGUGUACGGACUUUUCGGUGAUUUAAUGUUUGUGAAGGACUGUGUGGGUGAAGCUGACGUUAGUGGUUCUGGAGGGGAGACCUUGCGACGGAGUGAUCCUGAAUUAGCGGCGAUUCCAUUCCGCGUCAGUACCUUGGACAGACGGCUGCGGAUGAGGGCGGGUAGACCGAGGAGUUUGGACUUGUCCAGCUGGUCCGUUGACUCGCGAGCUUCAAGUCUAUGCACGUCAUCUGGGAGUGAGGAAUCGAUGGCUCUACGGGGCGUGUCUCGAACCAGUUCGGGCGCAUCCGGGGCAGCUAGCUUAGUGCCAUUGGCCGUGUCCACUCCGGACUCGGGAAAAUCGAGCGCCUCAGAACGGUCAAUUUCUAGAAGCGAUUCGGCGAAUCAGCCUGAGCUGAGACAGAAGAAACCGGAAAGAAACGCUGUGAGGAGUUUACGUGGAACGGAUUACAUCGUGGAGAAUAGCAGAAGGUCGAUAGUGACAAUUAUGGGCGGGCGAGGGUAUGUCGACUGGAGGCAAACCGCUGAUGCGGCGGAACGGCCAGUGCCGGCGGCUGACCCCAAUCCCAAAGACGCCCAUCUUAUUAUGUGGGAAAUGCGCUUGUAA